AUGGUCGUGUACUACUGCUUUUCAACUCAACAGAUCACUGCGUAUAGUAAAAAUCACGAACUCGAACUUAAAGCUGAGAAAAUAAUUAAGCAAGCUGAAGACACAGUAAAACAAGCUAAAAUCUCUAUGCUUGAAAAUAAUCUACAGGCAAGUGAAUCUCAAGACUAUAAAGAGCUAAAAAAUGUUCUUGAGUUAACUGAACAUUUGUUAGACGAUGAAAAGUUGAGAGUAAAAGAGCUAGAAGAGGAGGCUACAAAGUGGAGACUUAAAUAUGAAGAAUUAUUAAAGGCUACUAGCGGUAAAGGCGAUGAA
Messenger RNA from Iphiclides podalirius (scarce swallowtail), 312 nucleotides. The record is from the annotation of a GenBank genome assembly. NCBI's taxonomy places the organism in Eukaryota, Metazoa, Arthropoda, Insecta, Lepidoptera, Papilionidae.